Messenger RNA from Cricetulus griseus (Chinese hamster), 1872 nucleotides. The record is from RefSeq and is a predicted model, not a curated record. NCBI's taxonomy places the organism in Eukaryota, Metazoa, Chordata, Mammalia, Rodentia, Cricetidae.
AUGCUGAAGGUGAAAAGGCUGGAGGAGAUCAGCUCCUGCCACAGCAGCAACCCCCUGGAGAAAGUGGCCUUUUUCCAGUGCAUGGAGGAGGUGGAGAAGGUGAAAUGUUUUCUGGAAGAGAAUUCUAAUGAGCUGGAUCUACAAGCUGGAGACCAUGAGGCUGAGGAAAACGUGUGGUCCAACCCUGCACUGAAUGAAAGGACAAUUGUCACAGGUGGCAAGACAUCAGCCUUCACAGAGAGACCUGACCAGAAAGACCAGUUCUCCUCCGAGAAAGAAAAGGUUACCCAACUCAACAGGAAAAAUGCGGAGAAGACCAGCACCUCUGAACUUCAGAGGAGUUGUGCCGUUGGUCAUAAAGAAAGACAAGACAAGGCAGAUUUUGUUCUGAGGAAUUCCACGGAGCUAAGAGAGAAUGCGGGUGGAAAAGAUGGUCCAUGCAUAGGAAGUCUGGAGAGACAAGAAAGCAACAUCCUGGGAGAUAAACAGUACACUGUUCACAAAGGAGGGAAAAGUGGGUUUCCUUCUAAGGAAGAUAUCAGAGGAAUAAAAGCUGAGCACAGAGUUUCAACAGCUGCAAGUGAAACAGUGCUGGACAAACAUCCAACUGCAAAUCAGCACAUUGAUGAAAUGAACGGUGGCCCAACCCAUGAAAGGUGCAUCAGUAAUAUAAAGGCCAUUUCUACACCAGGAAUCCUGGGAAAUUCAGCAUCAGGAUCCACCUUCCAGAAUGCCGAACAGACAGAGUCUGCUGGCAGCAGUAAGCGCAGAGUGGCAGAGGAGUGCUUCCUAAGUGAGGACAACAAAAAGAGCAGGAUAGAUGAAGUGAGUACGGGGGAAGAGCCCACAGCUAGCACAGAGGAAACCAGACAAGCCAGGUGCCUGGAUGACAGACCCCAGGAUGGAAUGACAACCUCUAGAGAGAAAGACACAGCAGUUCUACUAGACGAUGGCCCUGCUCCUGCAGCCCCAUUCGAUCACCGGAUUGUACUGGCCAAACAUGCUGCAGUGGACAGUUUGUACACCGUGAGCAAAUCUGAGAUCCUAGGAGGGGGGCGUUUUGGCCAGGUUCACAAGUGUGAAGAGAAAGCAACUGGCCUGAAGCUGGCUGCUAAAAUCAUUAAGAUCAGAGGUGCAAAGGACAAGGAGGACGUGAAGAACGAGAUUAGUGUCAUGAACCAGCUGGACCACGUGAACCUCAUUCAGCUCUAUGAUGCCUUUGAGUCCAAGCAUGAUAUCAUUCUAGUCAUGGAGUAUGUGGAAGGUGGGGAGCUGUUUGAUCGCAUCAUUGAUGAAAACUGUAGUCUGACAGAGCUGGACACCAUCCUGUUCAUGAAGCAGAUCUGUGAGGGGAUAAGGUACAUGCACCAGAUGUAUAUCCUCCACUUGGAUCUCAAGCCUGAGAACAUCCUGUGUGUGAAUCGGGAUGCUAAGCAAAUAAAAAUUAUUGAUUUUGGAUUGGCCAGAAGAUACAAACCCAGAGAGAAGCUGAAAGUGAACUUUGGAACCCCAGAAUUUCUUGCCCCUGAAGUUGUGAACUAUGAUUUUGUUUCCUUUCCUACGGAUAUGUGGAGUGUGGGCGUCAUCACAUACAUGCUACUCAGUGGCUUGUCCCCUUUUUUGGGUGAUAAUGAUGCAGAGACUCUGACCAAUAUCCUGGCAUGCAGGUGGGAUUUAGAAGAUGAAGAAUUUCAGGACAUCUCAGAGGAGGCCAAGGAGUUCAUCUCUAAGCUCCUAAUUAAGGAGAAGAGUUGGAGAAUAAGUGCCAGCGAAGCUCUCAAGCACCCGUGGCUGUCAGACCACAAGCUCCACGCCAGACUGAGAGCACAGAAGAACUGCAACUCUGGUGCUCAGAACCUCACAACCAAGUAA